CUGUUAUAGGACCACCUACUGUUAUAAAUCCACAAAACCCCUAACAGUUACUUGCCAAGUGCCCAUAGUGAGCCUUCACAUUCUUCUUUCAUUCUUUUCUCCACAGUUAGCAAAUAACAAAAAACACCAUGAGAUUUUCCUCUUCCUCUCCAUUCUUGCUAGUCUUGACAAUAUGCAUAAUAGGUUGUGUAAAUUUGGUCCACACAGCUCCAACCAAGAUUGGGAAUGGCUAUAGUUUGAUAGCCAUUGAAGAGUCACCAGAUGGUGGCCUCAUAGGUUACCUUAAAGUCAAGAAGAAAAACAACAUUUAUGGACCUGAUAUUCCAAACUUGCAGCUCUAUGUUAAACAUGAGACAGAUAAUCGUUUGAGGAUUCACAUAACAGAUGCAGAUAAGCAAAGAUGGGAAGUUCCUUACAACUUAUUACCAAGAGAAUCACCUCCAUCACUUAAACAAACAAUUGGCAAAUCAAGAAAAGGCCAAUUUCCACUUUUGUCCUCAGAGUAUUCAGGAAAUGAGUUAAUGUUCAGUUACACAACUGACCCUUUUAGUUUUUCUGUUAAAAGAAAAUCAAAUGGACAAACCCUUUUCAAUUCAAGUUGUGAAGAUUCUGAUCCAUAUAGUAAUUUGGUAUUUAAAGAUCAAUAUCUUGAAAUAUCAACAAAAUUGCCUAAAGAUGCUUCAUUAUAUGGUCUUGGUGAAAAUACACAACCCCAUGGUAUUAAAAUUUACCCAAAUGACCCUUACACUUUGUACACAACAGAUCAAUCAUCAAUCAAUUUGAAUAUGGAUUUGUAUGGAUCACAUCCAAUGUAUAUGGAUUUGAGAAAUGUGAAUGGUGAAGCUUAUGCUCAUGCAGUUUUGUUGAUGAAUAGUAAUGGGAUGGAUGUGUUCUAUAGAGGGGAUUCAUUGACAUACAAAGUGAUUGGGGGUGUUUUGGACUUUUACUUCUUUUCUGGGCCCACACCUCUUGCUGUUGUUGAUCAAUAUACUCAAUUCAUAGGAAGGCCUGCUCCUAUGCCUUAUUGGUCAUUUGGUUUCCAUCAAUGCAGAUGGGGUUACCACAACUUAUCUGUAAUUGAAGAUGUUAUUGCCAAUUACAAGAAAGCAAAAAUCCCUCUUGAUGUUAUAUGGAAUGAUGAUGAUCAUAUGGAUGGGAAAAAAGAUUUCACACUCCACCCUGUCAACUACCCUGGCCCAAAGUUGAGAGCUUUCUUGGAGAAAAUUCAUGCUGAAGGAAUGCAUUACAUUGUCAUCAAUGAUCCUGGAAUUGGAGUUAACAAAAGUUAUGGUGCUUACCAAAGAGGUAUAGCCAAUGAUGUCUUCAUCAAAUACGAAGGGAAACCGUUUUUAGCACAAGUCUGGCCUGGUGCUGUUCAUUUCCCUGACUUCCUCAACCCGAAAACAGUUGAGUGGUGGGGUGAUGAGAUUCGACGUUUCCAUGAACUUGCUCCUAUUGAUGGACUUUGGAUUGACAUGAAUGAAGUUUCCAACUUUUGCACUGGUUUGUGCACGAUUCCCGAGGGUAGGAUAUGUCCUAAUGGAACUGGUCCUGGUUGGAUUUGUUGCUUGGAUUGCAAGAAUAUAACGAAAACAAAGUGGGAUGAUCCGCCUUACAAGAUAAAUGCUUCCGGAAUACAAGCUCCAAUAGGGUACAAAACGAUUGCUACUAGCGCGACUCAUUAUAAUGGAGUUAGGGAAUAUGAUGCUCAUAGUAUUUAUGGUUUCUCUGAGACUAUUGCAACUCACAAGGGUCUUCAAGCAUUAGAGGGAAAACGUCCGUUCAUAUUGUCUCGUGCCACGUUUGUUGGUUCAGGACAUUAUGCUGCACAUUGGACAGGGGAUAACAAAGGAACUUGGGAGGAUUUGAAGUAUUCAAUCUCUACUGUCUUGAACUUUGGUAUAUUUGGUGUUCCUAUGGUUGGUUCAGACAUAUGUGGAUUUUAUUCCGCGGCUCCUCCUUUAGAGGAGCUCUGCAACCGUUGGAUUCAAGUAGGUGCGUUCUAUCCCUUCUCAAGGGAUCACGCGAACUACUACUCACCAAGACAAGAGCUUUACCAAUGGAAAAGUGUGACUAAAUCUUCGCGUAAUGCUUUAGGAAUGAGAUACAAAUUGCUACCGUAUUUCUACACCUUGAACUACGAAGCACACAAAACCGGGGCACCAAUUGUAAGGCCACUAUUCUUCACUUUCCCGAACAUUCCAGAGCUUUACGAGUUGAGCACUCAAUUCUUGGUAGGAAGCAGUGUCAUGGUCUCUCCGGUGCUAGAAAAGGCUAAAACUAAGGUCAGCGCGCUCUUUCCUCCAGGCACUUGGUACAGUUUAUUCGACAUGACACAAGCCAUUGUCACGAAAGAGCCACAUUACCACACACUUGAUGCACCAUUGCACGUAGUCAACGUGCAUUUGUACCAAAAUGCCAUAAUACCAAUGCAACGCGGAGGGAUGUUAACAAAACAAGCAAGAAUGACACCUUUUACAAUCGUUGCAGCCUUCCCACUCGGGGCAUCAGAAGGGGAAGCUAAAGGAAAUCUCUUCCUCGACGAUGAUGAGCUCCCAGAGAUGAAACUAGGAAAUGGGAAGUCAACAUACAUGGAUUUCUACGCGACAACUAGCAAUGGUACAGUCAAGAUUUGGUCUGAAGUUCAAGAAAGCAAAUACUCGUUGGAUAAAGGUUGGUACAUCGAAAAGGUUACCGUGUUAGGAUUAAAUGGAAUUGGAGGUGCAUUUGACAUUCUUGUGGAUGGAACUAAAGUUGAAGAUACUUCAAAGGUGGAAUUUGAAACAGAAGAGCAUAAGUAUACAGACAAAUUGGAAGAUGGAGGUCACAAGAAGAGUAUGAUGCUAGAUAUUAAAGGGCUAGAAUUACCAAUUGGGAAAAACUUUGCUAUGUCUUGGAAAAUGGGGAUUUAACUUUAGUCUAUAUUUGUGUGGAUAAAAUUGCCUAUGUCUUUAGUUAAGUAGUUAUAAGGUUCUUAAUGAAAAGAAAAGGAGAUUUGAGUUUUAAAUGAGCUCUUAAUUUCCUUUUUUUCAUAAAAAUAGGCAAAAAGAUUUAAGUGUAUUAUUGGUUUAUGUUUCUGUAAGAGUUUUACUUCAUUCUGUUGUUGACAAAUUGAAAUCAAAGUGUUUUAGCAAUGUUUAUGUAAAAGUCUUUGGAA
This is a messenger RNA of Solanum dulcamara, 3157 nucleotides long. RefSeq names its product alpha-xylosidase 1-like. The record is from RefSeq and is a predicted model, not a curated record. NCBI's taxonomy places the organism in Eukaryota, Viridiplantae, Streptophyta, Magnoliopsida, Solanales, Solanaceae. The coding region runs from base 129 to 2912 and encodes 927 amino acids. The transcript is spliced from 3 exons. Gene Ontology annotation, biological process: carbohydrate metabolic process. Gene Ontology annotation, molecular function: hydrolase activity, hydrolyzing O-glycosyl compounds; carbohydrate binding.